Drosophila subpulchrella is the source of this 1502-nucleotide messenger RNA. RefSeq lists its product as uncharacterized. NCBI's taxonomy places the organism in Eukaryota, Metazoa, Arthropoda, Insecta, Diptera, Drosophilidae. The transcript has 3 exons. The record is from RefSeq and is a predicted model, not a curated record. The coding region runs from base 42 to 596 and encodes 184 amino acids.
GAUGGCAUCGUCAGUCGUUGGGUGACAGAGUGGUCGGAAGCAUGUCAGAGCAGCCUGAGAACAACAGCUACGAGCAGGAGUGCCAGCGGGCGGAACUGCUAGGUAUCCAGCCACCGGAUCCCGAGGAAUUCGAGCGGAAGCGCCAGGCGAGAUUGGAGCACGAGUUGGCCGAACAAGAGGCCGCCGAGGCGGUGCUACUGGAGCAACAAGGCGAAGGCCUGGGCAAUGUUGGUGGCAAGCUGGGCGAGCUUAAUAGCAUCCUGUCCAGCACGCAGCAGAAGCUUAAUCGCUUUAAGCAAACGGCCUGUGGCAGUUUAACCAACAUAUUUUCUAGAGCCGGCUCGGGCUCGGUGGAUCUUUCAGCGGGCAUGGGGGGAUCGGGAGCGAUGUCCAGCCAGGAAGAGCGUCCCCCUGUCCAAGAUCAGCCGCUUGCCAAGCCACCGCCCACGGCCGCCGAGGUAAGCGCCGCCAAGGCGGCCAAGCAGAAGCGUAUGGACUCGCAGCUGGACAAGUUGGAUGCAUUGAUCAACCAGGCUGACAAUGCCGAGAUAGCCAUGAGUGAGCAGACGCAGCAGAUGCGCCGCCUAGCCAAGUGAAGUGCCCCAUUCAGGAGGAGCAGGUUUCAGAAAUGAAUAUAUGAUUCCAACUUUAUUUACCCUCACUCUUCAGGUGAUCUUCGUCGCCUGAUUCUGGCCAGCCUUCUGUCCUCUUCUUUGUUUGGAUGAACACAUGAGUUUCGCUUAAAACUAAACACAAGUUGAGAUUACCCAAAGCGUCUUCAAUCACAUUUAUCGAGUGUGCAGACAGUGCGUGUCGUGACGGUUUGAAGUACUGUCUUACAGUCCCGACGCGUACUGUUCUUCCUUGCUUUCAUUCCGUUGACUUUAUACAUAUAUAAUUAGAUAUUUUAUAGUUUACAUCAGAGCUUCAAAAACACAGACUAUUUUCGACUAUUCGUUGUCCUAUGUAGUUAAAAACUGAAUUACAAAUGUUUGACAAUAAUAGCGUUCUUAAAAUAUUUGCGUAGUUUAAUCAUAGUCAAAACUUUUUUCGAAUUAUACAAAACAUCAAAUAUAUUCUUCACACUUUUUUGUAGUAUUUGUUUUCAUUUGCUAAGUCACAUUUUGGAAAACCUAUUUUUCAGUUCUUUGAAAAUUUAAAAAUUGUAUAUUUCCAUUUCCCAUUGAAUAUUUUACUCUUCUUGCAUUCUUUUCUUUACGAAUUUUUUAAAUGUAAAUUACUCGGAAAGUCAAAGUGUAAGCAAAGGCAAUAACAAGUUUUUCAUGCAGGGCGUUUCGCAGCUGUAAGACGGGCCUUUUACUUCUCAGCCUUGCAGUCAUGAGAAUCGUUGUCUUUGUGCCAACUUUAUAAAGCAUAGUCCACCACUUUAAAGUUGUUUUUCAAGCUAAUACUUGUUGCAAAACAUUUGUUAAACUAUAUCAAAAAUGUAUGAAACGAUCGAGUCAAGUAAUUAAAUAAAAUGUUUCUCCCCAAAACAAAAA